Molecule: messenger RNA, 4962 nt
Organism: Copidosoma floridanum
Lineage: Eukaryota; Metazoa; Arthropoda; Insecta; Hymenoptera; Encyrtidae
Gene: ena
Product: ENAH actin regulator enabled
Molecular function (GO): SH3 domain binding
Source: RefSeq, a predicted model, not a curated record
CGUGCCUCGGUUGCCACCGCUGCCAUGCCAUUACCGAUCUUACCAGUCACACGGACACCAAAACGAUGACGGCCAGUUGCUUUUCCUCCGUUACUUACGUCCAUUGCGUUACAUUAUUUUUCCUCGGUGUUUAUGUACCUAUACUGUGCUGCGACGUGUAUAAAAAUACUUAACGUCGUGUAUGCGCAUGAUGCACUACUCAUUCUUUUAUCGGUAUCGGCGCGCGCUCGAGUGUUUCGUCGUUAACUCGACCAACUCAUCGGCAAUCGAGUAGUGUGUCAAGUUCUAUUGUACCGUGAGGAGCAACAACGACAAUUGUGCUUGUGUGUACAUAGUGAAAGAAAAAGAAAAAAGAAAAAGAAAAUAAAAGUAGUGUACAUUAUAAGCAGUGAACCUUUACAAGUACCCGUGACAAUAUAAUAUUAGGAGUAUAGGAGCAAUGAACGCGUUCAGCUCGAGCGGCCUGUACACGAUGCGAAUGGGGGUCGAGGAGUCGAAGCGCUCGCGAGCGCGGCUGUUGGCCACCCGGCCGAUCGAGUCGCCGUGCCCGCCGGAACGUGACGGGCGCAGGUCCUCGUCCUCGUCGUCCUCGUCCUCCUCGACUCACUACGCCGAGCCGACGUUUCCCGGUGGCAGACCGGGACAAGCCGCCGACAGCAACGAGAUCGUCGAUGCUCCGGUGCUCGCUUACAAUAAGCAGUACGAUUGGAAAUGCGAAGUGAGCAUAUCGUCGGCUCGGGCCUCGGUGAUGGUCUACGACGACGUGAACAAGAAGUGGGUGCCGUCGGGCAGCUCGUCGGGUUUGUCCAAGGUCCAGUUGUACCACCACCAGGUGAACAACACCUUCCGAGUGGUCGGCCGGAAACUCCAGGACCACGAGAUAGUGAUGAACUGCGCGAUACUGCGCGGCCUCAAGUACAACCAGGCGACCGCCAAUUUCCACCAAUGGCGCGACAACAAGCAAGUCUACGGGCUCAACUUUUCCAGCAAAGAGGACGCCGACGCCUUCGCCAAGGCCAUGCUCUCGGCUCUCGAUAUACUGAGCGGUAAUGGCACGACGAUACCCCGGACUAUCGGCCAACAAGCUCCCGCCACUCAGCAGCCACAGCAGCAACCGCCGAUGAACUAUCCUCAGCAGCAGCAGCAGCAGCAGCAAAUCGUCCAGCAACAGCCGAACGGACAGUACGAGGAGGACAUGGGAUAUAGGACCAUGACGAGGGAGGACGUCGCUAUAAUUCAGGAGCGCAGGAUGUCGUCCCAGCAGCAGCAACAAAACCAAGUGCCCAAUGGUCUCAACGCAAUAUCACCCAGUUGCCCGUCGAACAUGAGCCAACAGCAGCAGCAGCAGCAGCAACAGUCGGGUCACCACAGAACCUCGUCAGCGCCUCCGGCCCCGGCGCCCCCGGGUCAGCAGGCAGUGGUGAUUCAACAGCAGCAGCAGCAGCAGCAGCAGCAGCAGCAGCAGAUGCCCCCAGUGCCACCGCCUCAGCCACCAGCGGCGCCACCGGCUCCGUCGAUGAUCAACUUCCCCGGGGCCAUCGCACAACAGUACGCGCAGUCGCCCCAGUCCCAGCAGGCAGCCUCAGCGGGGGUUGGCGGGAUCUACGGGACGACCGGCGGCCAGCCACAGCAGCAGCAGCCUCAGGGUCCCCAGACGAUGGUGUACCCGGUGCAACAGUACACUCCGAACAAUCAGUACGGCAGUCGGGCGUCCCUGAACAGUCAGUACGCGGCGCUGCCCUCGACAGCUGGCCCUUACGUCAGCCAGGGUCCGUACGGCCCGGUCGUGUCGCAGCAGCCCCUGGCGCAGACCGCCACCGUCGUCUCGGCCGCCGGUAGUCCCGUGAUCGUCAACCCCUACGGCACGCCGGCGAAUAGCAUCAAUCAGGCCUACAUCAGCACCCAACCCGAGGUGGUUAAUGCUUAUGCUCCCGUUGGCAGUGUCGCCGCGGCGGCGGCUGGCUUGAACCAAGGCCUCGUCCAGCAGACGGUGGUCUCUGCUCCGCCGCCUCCGCCCCCGAUGGCGCCGCACAUGCAGUUGCAGCAGCAACAGCCACCGCAGCAGCAGGUGUCGGCCCCGCCUCCGCCUCCGCCACCGCCAGCGCCAAGCGCCAGGCUGGUGGCGCAAGACGAUGGUCCGCCACCUGCUCUCGACGUCAACUCGCUCGCGGCUGCUCUGCAGGCCAAGCUCAGAAAGAAACAGCAAUCUCAGGCUGUAGAAAACAGUGGAUCGAGCACGAGCAGCAGCGGAAGCGGAAAUUACGGGACUCUGGGACGCAGCAGCGGAGACGGAGGCGAAGGAGUCGGCAUCAACGCUAUGAUGGUCGAAAUGGCCAAAACUCUAGCUCGCCGAAGAGCUGCUGUUGAAAAGAAGCAGCCCGACCAAACACCGGAACCCGAUAGUUCACCGGAUAAAAAAUCCUGGGACAAAAGUAAUUCCUCGAUCUCAAAUAGUGCUAGCAAUAAUAAAUUCUCAAAUGGCGCCGAAUCACCGAAAGCUCAUCGCAAGAGGUUUGGCUCCGCGUCCGAAGAUACUCUACUGAAGGUUAACGGCGUCAACGAAGGCCCGUCGAUCACGCCACAAGAGAUGGACGCUUUCAAAGCGGAACUCGUGAAGGAGGUCCGGAAAGAGAUCCAAAAAAUGAAGCUCGAGAUUAUUGAUGCUCUAAAAAGUGAACUGAAUAGAAGGUAAAGGUGAAGGGCGUAAAUAAAACAGACUGGAUUCAAGUAAAUGAAGUGGUCUAACAAUAGUGACGAACGAACGAGAGAUUUGACUAGAUAGCUCAAUCGAAGCAUCAUCGACAUUUACUCAAACCCAUCUACAUAAAUACGAGCACGCGCGUGUGUGUACGUAAGUUUUUAUCACGCAAUCGCGAGUACAGUGUAGUUAUAUCCAUGUAUAUCAGCCAUUUGUGUGUAAGUACGUUAUUAUAUAGCUUGAUAUAUUAUAUAUCACGAAGUAAAAUUUAAAAAAAAGUAAUAAUAAUAAAAUAAAAAAUAAACAAAGACGGACGCAGGCUCGUUGCAUUUUAAGGAUAAGUGAGGACACGUGGUGAAGAAAAAAAAGUCGUCUACCGUGCGAGUACGUCAAAGUGUAAACGCGAGUUUAUGAGAUGAUUUUUUUUUUUUUUUUUAAUUAAAAAAAAACAAUUUCCUAUUUGUUGCACAAACUGUAAUUGUUUCAUUACGUACAUUUUUUAACUGUAUAAUGUACCUGCUUCGAUGAAAAAUUAGCGUGUUACGGUUUUUUUAUACAUGCACGGACGUGUAUGAAAUCUCUGGAGCUUUGACAGACUCGUACCUUUUGUGAUUUUGCAGCGACUCGGCGACCUUUUUUUUAUUGGAUCAAAUGAGUGGGCACGUAAAAAUGUGCAACACGCACAAUAAAAAAUUUUUAAAAAAACAGACAAUCUCUCCUACUUAUUGACGAAGCCAUGCUUUACUAACCGAAAAAUUUAACACACACUGCCAAUCAUUAAUAUUAUCAUGACGUAUUGCCUAUGCAAUAAAAACUCACUCAGUUGAUGGAACAAGUUGCGGUCCAUAAAUCACUUUCUGGAUUGUUUGAUUUCUAUUAAAAUCUGAAGUAUUGUUGUUUGUGAAGCACACAUGAGUAGAUUUUUACAAACCACAUAAAAGAUAAAUAAAACUUGUGAUUUUUUUACUUUUUAGUUUACGCAAAUAAUUGAUAAUCCUAUUCGAUAAUGUGUUUACAAUUUAUUUACCUUACAAAGCUGUUUCCAUAUUGUCGGGUUUACAAAGCGUUUAUAUCAUUAUUACAGUUAUUCUACUUAUAAAGGUGUCCAGGGACUUUUAACGUUUUUUUUGUAAAACAAACUCGUGGCGUUUAUGGGCAUUCCGCAUUUUGAAAUUUACUUUCUUUAUAAAAUAUUACAAUGUCAACGAGUGUGUUCACAUUCCGCGAAAAACUUGAGAAAUCUUCAACUUUUUUCGCAUCGAUAAACUGCCUUUUUUUGUAUAGAUGUUUACACAUUUUUGUAUUGUGAUCGUCAUGAUUUAGAAAAAUCACGUGUUUGAUGCAUUUUACCCACUUUUUGAGUCCAAGCGUGUAAUUAAACUUUUAAACUUGAUCUUUAAAUAAGAGAACUUUUGAAACACGAUAACUAUUCGAGUUACUUUAAAAUUGACGGCGCGAUAACGAAAAAAUUUUUAUACGAAACAAAAUCAGUUUGCCUACACUUUAUACAAAAUAAAACGAAAAUUUCUGAAAAGUUUACAUAUUUGUCGGAAAAGUAGGAUGUAAAUUAAAGAGAAAAAAAGAAAAACAAAAAAAAAUUGAGCAUAAUCGAAUUGUACGACUCGAGUGAUGACGAAAAGUAGGCUAAAGAGAAAGAGAAAAAAAAAUUAGUAUAACACAAGAUGACUGGUCGUGCGAGCGAGCAACGGAUUUAAACUCUAUUAGGAACAAGAAUGUGUGAGACUCUUAUUAAAGUAUUCUGUCUUGCUAAGAUUUUCCAGAUUAUUGAGGCGCGAGACUUUCUGCGUUGUCGGCAUCCUUGAACGCUUAUUCUCGAGCUUCCACCGACCACUUUUUCAAGUAAUUCAACCCUAAUAAUAUCUGUACAGUCGUUAAGUGGAAUCGUCCAGUGCGAAAGCUGCUGUUGUUUUUAUUCACAUCAACGCAUUAUACGACGUUCCACUUUGCGGCUUAGUUUUUUUUUUACUUUGGGGAAAUUUCGAGAUGGCGAAUUUUCUAGUCUAGACACGACGAGCAAAUGUGUAACGCGAGUAUAGUUUCAUCGGUGGAAAUCGGCGAAGCGUCUCAAAAGUAAUUAAACGAUUAAAUUUUAGUUAUUUAAUGAAACGAACACGAAAAAGAAAGAGAGAAGGGGCGAAACAAAGACAGGAGGAAGCAGACGAUUGUCUUUUAAUUUUCGUAGAGGGGAAGCAGAGAAAAGUGGAAGUAAGACGAAAUAAAGAAAAAAAGAAAAAAAAUUAAAA